AUGGCGCCAGAAAAGCUGACCAAGAGGCAGCUUGUCAAGCACCGCACAUCGGCGACACCUUCCAACGGCAAGAAGUCGGGUGGCUUCCAAGUGGGACCUAAACAUCUUCCCGAUGGAGCCUACUUGGGCAAGCAGAAGCGCAUCAAGGCCGAACUCAUCCACAAGGCCAAGGUCAAGAAGGAGUACUACAAGCAGAUCAAGCAGGACAAGGCGGCAUCAGGGAGCGGCACAAGCUCGAAUGCUGCGCCAUUAGGACAGCGAGGAAGCGCAGCGCAAAAGAGAGCAGCUGCAGAGAACAACUCGAGUCUGCCCUUCUCGUUACCAACAGAUCAGGGUCGAUUUGCACCGGAGAACGGAGCAGGAGACAAUGACGGUGCGGAACUGGAUCUGGCGCUGUCCGGAAGCAAGCAGGAUCUGCGACCACGAAAGCCGACGGGCAAAGCAAGGGGCAAGAAGCCGUUGCCACAUCCGUUGCCAAAAGCACAAGCUCCUUCAAAUCAAGAGCCAGAGAGGAUACGAGACACCAGGAGCAAAGAGGAGAAGGAGCAGGAGCGUCUCAAGAAGAACAAGAUGUGGAACAAAGCCAGCGGCAGUCGUACCGGUCAAGCAAGAGGACAGCCGAACCUGGGAGCCAGGAUGGAGGUGAUGCUCGACAAGAUUCGCAAGUCUGCGAACUAG
This is a messenger RNA of Kalmanozyma brasiliensis GHG001, 678 nucleotides long. RefSeq names its product rRNA processing. The record is from RefSeq and is a predicted model, not a curated record. Lineage: Eukaryota; Fungi; Basidiomycota; Ustilaginomycetes; Ustilaginales. The transcript has a single exon. The coding region runs from base 1 to 678 and encodes 225 amino acids.